Messenger RNA from Siniperca chuatsi (mandarin fish), 2183 nucleotides. It is a transcript of the gene stoml2, whose product is annotated as stomatin (EPB72)-like 2. NCBI's taxonomy places the organism in Eukaryota, Metazoa, Chordata, Actinopteri, Centrarchiformes, Sinipercidae. The record is from RefSeq and is a predicted model, not a curated record. Gene Ontology annotation, cellular component: membrane. The coding region runs from base 135 to 1190 and encodes 351 amino acids. The transcript has 10 exons.
ACCGUCGCACCAAUGAUGUAACUUUCAUUUCCUGAUUGGCAAGGGUCAUACACAUGAAUACUGAGUUUAGUUAGAGCCCAGUUUACGAACCUGAGUCUUUAUACAGUCGCUUUACUGAUUUUGACUUUAAUGAAAUGAUGUUACGGACUCUGUGUCGGACCGGCGGGGCCCUUCUGCAGCAAACCCAGCGGACUGUGCCGAGGUUGUGGGUUACACCAGCCCAGCAGCGAUGGGCGUCCAGCCUGCCCAUGAACACCGUGGUCCUGUUUGUGCCCCAACAGGAAGCCUGGGUGGUGGAGAGAAUGGGUCGUUUCCACCGGAUCUUAAAGCCGGGUUUAAACUUCCUCAUACCCUUACUUGACCGAGUUCGCUAUGUGCAAAGUCUCAAAGAGAUUGUCAUUGAUGUCCCAGAGCAGUCUGCAGUAUCUCUAGAUAAUGUAACACUACAGAUUGACGGAGUCCUUUACUUAAGGAUCCUAGACCCUUUUAAGGCCAGUUACGGUGUUGAGGAUCCAGAAUAUGCCGUCACACAGUUGGCACAGACCACCAUGCGUUCAGAACUGGGCAAACUCACACUGGACAAAGUGUUCAGGGAAAGGGAGUCCCUCAAUUCCAACAUGGUCCACUCCAUCAACCAAGCUUCAGACGAUUGGGGAAUCCGUUGCCUCCGUUAUGAAAUCAAAGAUAUACAUGUUCCACCUCGUGUCAAAGACGCCAUGCAGAUGCAGGUGGAGGCUGAACGCAAGAAGAGAGCCACAGUGCUGGAGUCCGAAGGGAUGAGGGAAGCGGCCAUUAACGUCGCUGAGGGUCGUAAACGAGCUCAGAUUCUGGCCUCGGAGGGUGAAAAAGCAGAGCAGAUCAAUAAAGCGGCUGGUGAGGCCCAAGCGGUCUUAGCCUUAGCAGAGGCAAAAGCUAAGGCUAUCCAUAUGCUGUCAGAGGCUCUGACUGAGCAGAACGGAAAUGCAGCGGCCUCGCUAAGUGUGGCCGAGCAGUACGUGUCUGCUUUCUCCAACCUUGCCAAAGAGUCCAACACCAUCCUCCUGCCCUCUAAUACUGGUGACAUUAGCGGAAUGGUCACACAGGCUAUGACCAUUUACGGCACGUUGGCGAAGGCGAGCCAGAAAGCCGCACCAGAAACGGUGGAGGAGAAGAGCGAAGAGCUUGUGAACCAAUCAGCAUCAUCUCAAUAGCAGGGGACUAUGUGAAUGAACUCAAAGCAGUAAAAUGACACCGAACCAGAAGAAGCAGUUUAUGUUUCAGUUAUCGGGGCUCCAAGGCAUCGCCGUGUGAGCAGAGUUCACAUAACCUUCUACUGGCAGGACAGAAGGAAAAACUUUAUAAACUUCCGGGAUGUUUUGCCUUGGAGUCCUGGGAAAAUCACAUAUUUUUGCAAGAGGAAUUUUUAAUCUUCACUGACUAUUGUUUAUGUUCAAUUUAUUGUCAGAUUGGGAAAUUAACACCAGCCUUAAACCAAAUCCACUCAUACCAGUGGCUUUGGCACAAUUCUUGGUGACAAUUCUUCAACUGUCUUCAGCAUCAUUGGGACCAGAAACUUUGAGUUGCUAUAUGUGAUGUCCGGCUGGAUGCCUCAGAAUGGUUUCCCAAAGUGUAGUUAAUUCACAAUUUGGCCCAUGUUAGAUUAAAACAUUAUCUGAAACAUAACUGAAAAACUUAAUCCAGUAUUUUCUUUAGAAAUAGUAUAGAGAAGGUGUAAUGUACUGAUAGCUAGUUAGUAUACAAAGUCAGCCCUAGGAACAAAUGUUCCUCUCCUCUUAGUAUUUGUAUUCACCUUUUAUGUCUUAUGGAAUAUAUUUAUUCAGUUUCAUGGUUUUCUGCAAAGACCGAUGCUUACAGGUUUAUGAAAAAUGGUGCAAAAAUUAAAUUUUUCAGUAGGUUUAUGACGUGGUGGUAUGGGAUGUCGUGAAGCACUUGUUCAAAAAUAUACAAUUAUGUUAUGUUGGUGGUGUAGAACAAUUCAUGAGAAACUGGACUUCUUCAAAUGUAAUGUUUGGGAAAACCCCUGACUGUUGAUAAAGAAACACUGGCAGUAUGAUUUGGAAAUGGAUGUUAAAGUUGACCCUCCAUGUCUUGGGUCACUGUUUGGGUUCAGCUAUGUUAAAUUAAUAAAAAAUUUAAAAAAGUUGGUUAACUAGGUCUGUGUCAAUAAAUAUACUUCAAAAUUG